Molecule: messenger RNA, 336 nt
Organism: Arabidopsis thaliana (thale cress)
Lineage: Eukaryota; Viridiplantae; Streptophyta; Magnoliopsida; Brassicales; Brassicaceae
Exons: 1
Coding region: 1-336 (111 amino acids)
Source: RefSeq, marked reviewed
AUGGAGGCUUUAGCGAUGGCGGGAGUGGAUUAUCAAGAAUGGGGACUUAGUAUUGAGGAGUGGGAGCUUCAAGAAUCCGUAGUUCCGCUCCAUUUGCUUGCUGAUGAUUUUAAAGAAGAAGAACAAGAAGAAGAUCAUCAAGACAAUGAUGAUGAUGAUAGAGUUUUAGAUGGCUUAGCGGUUAAACAAUCUGUCACUCGUGACAUUAGAGCUUCGGUUGGGAAAUUUAUUGAGCAAUCUAUGUCACAUAUGAUUGUUCACCUCAAACAGCUUAAGUUCUUAACACUUCUUCUUGAGAACUUUUUGUUUACCCAUGUUCUUGAUUUUCUUUUGUAA